Messenger RNA from Eucalyptus grandis, 1326 nucleotides. RefSeq names its product nuclear transcription factor Y subunit B-3. The coding region runs from base 218 to 724 and encodes 168 amino acids. NCBI's taxonomy places the organism in Eukaryota, Viridiplantae, Streptophyta, Magnoliopsida, Myrtales, Myrtaceae. Gene Ontology annotation, molecular function: protein heterodimerization activity; RNA polymerase II cis-regulatory region sequence-specific DNA binding; DNA-binding transcription activator activity, RNA polymerase II-specific. Gene Ontology annotation, biological process: regulation of transcription by RNA polymerase II. The record is from RefSeq and is a predicted model, not a curated record. The transcript is spliced from 2 exons. Gene Ontology annotation, cellular component: nucleus; CCAAT-binding factor complex.
AUAUCAUCAGUCAGAAUCAAAAAGCCCACUUUCUCUCUCUCUCUCUCUAGAACCAGUCCAGAGUAGACCGCGGUCUUCUUUCUUCCAAAGUAAACUCAACUUCUUCCUUCCUCCCCGCCGGCAAGAAAAGUCUCCCCGAUCCUCUCUCGCCAUUCCCGGCCUCGCCGUCCGGCUGAAUUGUCGACGUUCCGGCUCGCUCCGGCGCCGACUGGAGGCCAUGGCGGAUUCGGACAACGACUCGGGGGGCCACAACAACGCGAACAGCGAGUCGGCGGCGGCGCUCGCCCGCGAGCAGGACCGGUUCCUCCCGAUCGCGAACGUCAGCCGGAUCAUGAAGAAGGCGCUCCCCGCCAACGCCAAGAUAUCCAAGGAGGCCAAGGAGACCGUGCAGGAGUGCGUGUCGGAGUUCAUAAGCUUCAUAACGGGGGAGGCGUCGGACAAGUGCCAGCGGGAGAAGCGGAAGACGAUCAACGGGGACGAUCUGCUCUGGGCCAUGACCACGCUGGGGUUCGAGGAGUACGUGGAGCCCCUGAAGGUGUACCUGCAGAAGUUCCGGGAGAUCGAGGGCGAGAAGACGGCGGCCAUGGGGAAGCCCGGGGAGAGAUCGGACGGCGGGGACGGCAGCAGCAGCAUCGGCGGCGGCGGCGGCGGCGGCGUCGUGAACAGCGGCGGGGGCUCCGCGGGGGUAUGGGGUCGGGGGAGGUGGGGGAUGUACGGGGGAUGAUGAUGAUGGGGCAUCAUGUGCAUCAUGCGCAUCACCAGAGUCACCAUCACAUGUAUGGAUCCGGUAGUGGAGGGUCAUCUGGUGGGAGACCAAGGUAGGUUCUUCCCCGCUUUUUUUUUUUUUUUUUGCCUCUUCCUUUUUCCUUCUUAUAUAUAUAAACAAACAGGAAAGAAUUUAACUUCUUCUUCCUCCUUUCUAAUUAAUUAGUAAAAAUGGCGAUGGUGAUGAUGAUGCUGAUGCCAAGCUUUUUCGUUUUAGUUUGCCUUUGUAGUUUUGUUUUUUUUUUUUUUUUUUUUUGUCCUUAGUGGAUCCAAGUAUUGUUCAUGAUUGAUGUUAAAGAAAAAGGGUUUUUUCUCCUUCCCAUUUCAUUGGUCUUCACAUGAGAGAAAGAAAGAGAGAGAGAGAGAUUGUAUUGUAUGGAGGAGCAUGAGGGUAUAAAUUGGGGUGAUCUGGUGGGCUGUUUUCAUGGAGUAGGAAGGGAAGGAGUUCUUACAUGUAUAAUUGUGACUAUUAGUGGAUUAGUGAUGGCUAAUCUUUCAAUGUUUUCCAUCCUUCAAACUGUGUAAAUGCUGUAAGAUGAAUGUAAGAAGGUUCUGCUGUGA